Molecule: messenger RNA, 2436 nt
Organism: Solanum dulcamara
Lineage: Eukaryota; Viridiplantae; Streptophyta; Magnoliopsida; Solanales; Solanaceae
Exons: 3
Coding region: 187-2022 (611 amino acids)
Source: RefSeq, a predicted model, not a curated record
AGAAGUUUGAAAUGAUAUAAGGGCUUGAGUGUGUCAGGCACCAUUCAGAUCCUCUCAAAUUCCAAAUCCCAAAUCGUAAUUUUGCAGAUUUUCCGAUAUUGAUCGGAUUUAUCGAUUCGUUUAUCUGCGGUUUGCCUUUUGGCUAUUCCAAUAUUUUUAACGAAGAAGAAGUAAAUCCAGAAGCCAAUGGGAGAAAGGAAGUCUCCGUCGAAGAAAAAAUCUUCCAAAAAGAAGAGGCUCAAAGUUUCCUCUAAGAUACGGAAGAGAAAAAGCAGAAGAAACAAAUCCAAGAAGUUAUCCAGUUCUGAGGAUGACUCGUCAUCUUCUGCUUCCUCUGAUUAUUCUAGCAGUUCACAGUCUUUGUCCUCCGAUUCAGAGGUUGAUUAUAGUAGGAAAAGACGUAGGAACUCACGUGUUAUGAAACACGUGAAGAAAAGAACUCGGAGAAGAUCCUGUAGCCGAGAUGUCAGUGAGGGUUCACCCCCUGUAAAGAAAAGAAAAAGGUCAAAUAGAAAGAGUCUUGAUUAUGGGAGAAAAGUGCAGAAGAAGCGAAAGAGACACGCUAGUAUUAGCUCCACGAACAGUCACUCAAGAAGUUGUAGUUGCCGACGUGAAAAUAGUAUUACCUCCAGAGGUAGAGAUUCUAAGAGCUUUUCCACUUGCCAAGAUGAAACUAAUAGUGGUAAUGAGGACACCAAUCUUCAGAUUCCCAGGAUUAAGUCUAGCAAAAAGAUGAAAGAAAAGAAAAUUUGUAAUGAGCCAAGAACUGGCAGAAGGAGCGGAAGUAGGGGGCCAGUUUGUUCUUUAUGUAACCAUCAUUCAUGUUCUUGUAAUACUACUCACAAUGGGAAGGAAUAUGUAGAAGAGAGUAAUCCUAAUCGCUUAAGAUCUUUUAUUACUAUUCCAGAAAAGACACGUGAGGAAGAGGGCGACGAACAGGGACCAGAUAUGCUUAAAGAAGAGAUUUUGAAUAAGCUCCAUGAUUGUCCUUCAUGCAGAAACCAUGACAAUAAUGACCUGGAAAUUAAAGGGAAAUUAGCUUCUUGUUCUUGUUUCCCGUCCAUUCAGACAAUGCAGGAUGGAAAUUUGAAAAUUGAUGAUUCAUUUCCUCCCAAUAGUGAAACUUUUGGCCCCAGAAAAGUUGAUGGUGGUCUGGAUCCUCAUCCAAAUAAAGUCAAAGAAGUAAGUCAUGAUAAUGGAGGUGAGAGUAGGAAUUCUAAUAAUAUUGCUAAUACAGGAGUUGAGGAUCUUGAGACUGUCUUAAGGAAAAAGGCGUUGGAGAACUUGCAGAAGUUUCGUAAAGAGCUUCAAACAAAUUUAAAAUCUGGUGCCAAGGAAAAGAAGAAUGGCAGUGAUGUUAAUCAGUUAUCCCCUUCAAAGACUGAGGUUGUACCAUACAAGUCUCUGGAGCAGGGGAAAAAAGAAGGAUUGGCUUUAAAUCAAGUUGUAGAAUGUAGGAGCAAGCUUGUAAUUACUGAGGAAUUUUCUCAUUCCACAGAGAUUGAGAUAAAUACUCCAGUCGAAGAGAAUAAUGGAAAAGGAUCUGGCUGCGUUGAGCUAGGUUUUACACAACCUGCUGAUAGAUCAGCACUCUCACAGAGUCCAGAACAGGAGAAACAUACCACUGGACCAGUUCUUAGCAAUGAACCUGAACCUGGUAAACUAUUAUGCAGUACCACAGUACAGACAAAUAAAAAGGAAAAUCCAUUGGCUUCCAAGAGAAACAUAAUAAAAACACCAGUUCCCAUGAGACCUGGAGCUCUUAGCACUGGGACCAGCGAUAACUUAGACACGGGAACUGUUAAUGCCGGUAUCCGCCCUACUGUAGAAACUACUUCUAGUGUCAGAUCCACAUCUGACGGACUUACUUCAAAACACCAACCAGAUGAAACCAAGGAUGCCUCUGAGUUCGAACAAAAGACCAUGUCUGUAAUGAGGGGUGGUGAAAUGGUACAGGUAAACUACAAGGUCUACAUCCCCAAGAGGGCUCCUGCUCUGUCCAGGAGAAAACUCAAGCGGUGAUGUGGCUCAGUUAAAUUUUCAUGCCAAUUUUGUUUCAUUUGUAGAUUCUUAAUCAAAUUGGCUUUGCUGCAAUGUACUGAGUCAGGACUUAGUGCUAGUUGGCUGAAUUCAGAAGUUCCUGGGAUGACUUCGCUGUGAAUGCUUGUGUAUCAAAGAAACAUUUUCCUGCCUGUGAAGCAGCUCUUGUAUCCUACGGAGGAAAGCUGAUGGACAAAGAUAUCUUUAGCUAUGUUUGUGUAGAACAGAAAAAAGAAUAAAAAAAUUUAGCAUUUCACAAUGAAUCUGUCGUAUUUCCUUCUGUGUCAUUCUUUUUGGAUGAAGUUAAUCUAGAUUUUAUUUUCCCCUUGGCUGCAGUCUGCUAAAUGUGUGUUGAAUUGUUUAAUUUUAGCAUAUUCAGUCCAAACUUUUUGGUGA